This is a messenger RNA of Rotaria sordida, 1023 nucleotides long. The record is from the annotation of a GenBank genome assembly. Lineage: Eukaryota; Metazoa; Rotifera; Eurotatoria; Philodinida; Philodinidae.
AACUGAUGUCUAUUCUUCAUACAAUGAACUAAUGUGACUGUUUCGAUAUAUUGAAAACAUUUCUAAGAUUUUUCGAGUACACUCUUAUUUAAAAUAAAUCGUUAUUUUAGCUUUGGUAUGUGUAAAGAAGGUAUAUUUGAUGGAAAAUUAACAUCUACAUUUUGUGGUACACCUGAUUAUAUUGCACCUGAAAUUCUUCAAGAACUAGAUUAUUCAUUUUCUGUUGAUUGGUGGGCAUUAGGAGUAUUAAUGUAUGAAAUGAUGGCUGGACAACCACCAUUUGAAGCUGAUGAUGAAGAUAGUCUAUUUGAAUCGAUUUUACGUGAUGAAGUACUUUAUCCUGUUUGGUUAUCAAAAGAAGCCGUACAUAUUCUUAAAUCAUUUAUGACAAAAAAUCCAGCUAAACGUCUUGGUUGUGUAGCAGCACAAGGUGGUGAAGAUGCAAUUAAACGUCAUGCAUUUUUUGCUGGAAAAAUUGAUUGGGAAGCAUUAGAACAUCGACAAGUUAAAUCACCAUUUAAACCAAAAGUGGUUAAUCCACGAGAUACAAGUAAUUUUGAUAAAGAUUUUACAAAUAUGCCUGUCGCAUUUACACCAAUUGAAUCUGUUAUUGUUAAAGCAAUAAAUCAAGAUGAAUUUCAAGAUUUUUCAUAUCAAAAUCCUGAUUGGCGUUGUUUAGAACGUGGUGAAGUACCUAAAGAUGAUGCUAAUGAAGGUCGACGUGCAUUACGUGAUGAUUUAGCUGUUAAUUUAAAACAAACAUUACCAAUGACACCAAUAUCAUCAAAUCCAUCAACAACAAAUGAUAAUGUUUCAUCAACAAUAACAGUUGUUAAAACCGAUCAUAUGCCAAUACCACAUACAGAAACAAAACGAAAUUCAACUCCAACACCAUUUCAAUUAAAUUCCAUACCAUCAUCAUCAUCAUUGACAAAUGCUCAACAAAAAUCAAUGAAACAUAAUAAUAUAAAUAAUAAAACAGUAAUUAUAAAUCGUUCAACAACAGAUGAAACAGAUAUGUAA